This is a messenger RNA of Cladophialophora bantiana CBS 173.52, 2955 nucleotides long. RefSeq lists its product as uncharacterized. Bases 1 to 2955 code for a protein of 984 amino acids. The record is from RefSeq and is a predicted model, not a curated record. The transcript has a single exon. Gene Ontology annotation, molecular function: protein binding. NCBI's taxonomy places the organism in Eukaryota, Fungi, Ascomycota, Eurotiomycetes, Chaetothyriales, Herpotrichiellaceae.
AUGACAGAGUCCUCCCUUCUCACCACGCAUCCCGCAUCUCACCACUACCCGGUCACCGCCGCUCCCUCUCUGGCCUCUCCUUUACCCAAUGGCUCCCCUUCAGACAGCAAUCUACAAGAGGAGGAGGAAUACACCAUCAAAUGCAUUUGCAUCUACGCAGAUGACGAUGGCAAUACUGUAUACUGCCCUAAAUGCGACACCUGGCAGCACAUUGAGUGCUACUACCACGGCAAGAAGGUGCCCGAAGAGCAUUUUUGCGCAGACUGCUCCCCUCGAGAUCUUGACGCAAAGAAAGCCACUGAGCGACAACGAAGGCAUCGAGAGGCCCUUGACGGCGGUGACCGGAAGGUCAAGCGACCAAACUCCAAAAGCCAAAGGAAAAAGCACAAGGACACGAGUGCGACGGCCGAACAGGUAAAUGGCUGGCAUCACGAUCGCCAUGAAUCCGUCGCCAGCGUAAGAGAUGGGCCUCCUGCGAAGAAACCAAAGACAAGCCACCGGACUUCGGGUUCGGUCAUCUCAACAAACGGUGAAUCUCGAAAACGCGCCGCUUCCACAGCUCAGUCCUACCCAAGUCCUUCCAAAUCGCCUCAAGACCUCUUCCGUUUUCCCGCCAUUCCCACCUAUACUACUGACUUCCUUGAACUCUACCAACGUGACGAGGGGAACACGAAUGCCCGGGACAACGAGCAGACAAUUCAGGCUACCAAUACGGUUUUCGCAUGGCGAACUGACCCAUCUUUGGUGGUCAGCAGUCCCGGGCAACAACCAAAUGCGAAAACCCCCUUCGUACGUGCAAAUCAGCCCCUAGAUCAAAACACUUGGCCGGAAGUCUCGGUGGAGACCAUCCAGAAGAGAGACAUUGAAUACGAUGGCAGAUAUCCCACAUGGCGUUUCUUACGUGUACAAUCUUCCGUUAAGAAAGACGAAAUUGUUGGCGAGGUUCGAGGUCAAGUUGGCAUGCUGGAGGAGUACUGCCAGCAGAAGUCUUCGUCGAACAGAUGGCAGGAGCUGCGGCAUCCAGACCCCUUUGUCUUCUUCCACCCGCACAUGGACAUCUACAUCGACAGCCGAAAAUCUGGAACUCGCUUUCGAUAUUUGCGACGGUCUUGUCGACCCAAUGUCACCUUGAAGACGUUCGUUUCCGACAACGAGACCCGGCACUGCUUUGUCGCUAGCAAGGAUAUUCCCGCCGGUGCCGAACUCACCACCAUGUGGUUUCUCGAUUCCGCCAUGUUCGCUGCUGACGAUUCUGAACAAGCACAAAACCGACGCCUCGACUGGGUAAGCCGUGUCCUCGCGAACUUUGGAGACUGUGCCUGCGACGCUGGUCCGGCAUGUUUACUUGCGCCCUUCGAUCGGCGAUAUCCCGCCAAGUCGCUGGAGGGUGCGUCGAAGGAAAAAGGAGGCAGGAAAAAGAAAAGUAAGAUGAAUCAUACCAUCUCGCCCUUCAGUACUGGACAUGCCACCAACAGUCGCGCAGGAAGCGAACCCAAGGUACUCGAUGACGAAGACCAGUUCGAUCACCGGUCCACCUCUGAGUCUUCUCGCAGCGGUAUGCUAAGCAGAGACAUCACUCCAGUCAAUGUCGCUGCUCUUGACGCCGACCCGGUUCUGGGAAGCAGUCUCACUGCUCGAGAACUACGCAAAAUCCAAAUGGCGGAGAAAGCGUUCGCGCAGCGGGAACAAGAAAAAAGGGAUCAAAGUGGACAAGGCCAGCAACGAAAAAAGAAACGCACAAGCGGCGGCUCAACCUUGAACACGCCUAGCGCGAAUGCCUCGAAGCAACUCGGGCACCAAUUCACUUCGCACCCUACCACACCCAGCAGCCACCCUCUCAAAUUCGGCUCGCCCCCGCCGCCGCGAGGCUCAGCAGCUCGAGGCAAAUCCACGGAUGCACCUAGCAGAGUGGACGUUAGGAUACAACGACCUGUUUAUGUUAGUGUUGCGGUUCAGACGGAUCCAGAAGAGUCCGAGAUGCCCAUGCCUCCUCCCGCAAAAAGGAGGAAAUUCUGCACCCCCACACAGCGAUUGCUCCGAAAAGUUUUGGAGUACCACGUCAGGCAUGGACAACAGUGUCCAGGACAAAGUUCGCCUCCAUCAGACUCGAGGACGCAAAUAGUUGUACUCCCCGCGAAGACGGAAGAUGUGGAAAUGAAAGACGCCACCGAAAGGGUGGAUACUCGAAGCGUCAUGGAUACCGAGCCAAACGGGCAGUCUCCUGCAGGAAGCAGCAGCCCUAUCAACGCAGGAGCAGACACAUAUCCUCUGCCGUCACAAGCGGCCCACACAUUCAAAGCCUUCAGGUCUCCCUCGGCCCCGAAGCUGCACUUAGCCACCCUCCCGCCUGUACCGGCGUUUCCAUCUUCAGCGACUUCUGCAUCGUCGUCUUCUACCACCGCGACGACUCCCGGACUGACCACAUCAGCGACUGCACAGUCCCCAAUUCCAAUGACCUCGGCAUCGACUGUCUCGUAUCCUCUGGCGAUCAAUAAUGUUGUGACUCCUAGUCCAGCAAGGAAGAAACUAAGCUUGGGGGACUACAUGAGUCGCCGCCUGGCGUCGACUCCCUCCGUUGAGAAGUCCCAGUCUCAGGCUGAUCUAGGCACAGGCGAGGGCGAGCCACCGAAAGCCAUGGCAGAAGCAGGUCAGCAUUCUCCGGAGACCACGGAGUCCGCACCGGAUAAUGCAGGACCAGCCGAACUACCCGCUCGACAGGGAGCAGCUCAUGCUGGGCUUUUGGGCACUGCCGUUAAGGACACUCCCAUGAAGGAGGUUGAAGAACCAGCAUACAGCCCUCGGGAUGCAUCGCCGCCGCAACCAAUGCCCAGUUCAUCUCCCCCCAAAACGAGUGCCGUACCACUAUUGAACGACUCGAUCAGUAUCCCAAAGGAGGUGUCAAAUGUCCUAGCCCGGCUGGCGCAAUUGAACAGCGAAUCGAGGGGUGUUCGAUAG